AAAGCAACGUUCCCUUUAUCAUUACCCAACAAACCAGAUAUCUCUCUCUCUCUCUCUCCAGAAAUUUAUCAGAAAAAUCUAAAGGAGAGGGUAUAAUUGUAAAUUACAAGGUAUGGGAAACGCAGUGAGGUUUUUGAUUGGUGAAUGCUUUUCCAAGCCAACAACCGGUGGUGGUGGUGGUGGUAAUUGGGUGAAUCAACAGCAAGCACAGGGGUAUCAACAGCAAGCACAGGGGUAUCAACAGCAAUCACAUGGCUACCACGGCGUUUCUCCGACCUCCGCCGGUGUCUCAGCCCUCGGUCGUGAUAUCCAUCACUUUGAAAUGACUUCCCAGGUACCUGAAGGUUUGAGUAAGCAUGUCGUUUCAUCCAAGAAAGCUCAGUCUAACUGGUUUAGCAAACUUUCCGAGGCUUUCCAACAAUCAAACCCUCCUCCAAACUCACCCGAAGAGGUUUCCAGGCUCAUAGUUUACACCUUAAAAAAUCACAAAAAAGCCGAUGUUGAGGGGUUGUUAUCUUAUUAUGGUCUCCCUCUACCUCAUUCCACGGUUGAGGUCACUACUGCUAGCCAAGCUCCGCCAGUUCCCCAUGGACUCAAGUUUGAAUUAAACUCGCUUCCCGUGGAUGCAAAGAGUGUUGCAGAUGGGGAUACGGUUACGGUUUAUGUUAGUACCUUGGAUCCUCGGGAGGCUGCAAAUGUUCCUCGAGAUGUACAUGUGGCAGCAGCAGAACGCGCGAGAGCACGUGCAGAGAGGAAUUACACCAAGGCAGAUGCACUCCACAAGCAAAUUAUAAGUGCUGGAUAUCGAAUGAUUGAUAACCAAAACAACGAAAUUCUAGCCCGCAAGUAUCGUAUAAGACUAAGGGGAAUCGAUGCUCCAGAAAGUGCUAUGCCAUAUGGGAAAGAGGCAAAAGAAGAACUUAGCAAGAUGGUUCUGGGAAAGUGUUUGAAAGUUUAUAUCUUUGAUGAAGAUCGUUAUGGUCGUUGUGUUGGUGAUAUUUACUGCAAUGGAGUUUUUGUUCAGGAAAUGAUGUUGAAGAAAGGACUUGUGUGGCACUACACAGCUUAUGACAAACGACCCGAAUUAGAAAAGUGGGAGAAAGAUGCGAGAGCUAAGAGAGUUGGGUUGUGGGCUUCAGCACAUCCUGAAAAACCAUGGGAAUGGAGAAAGAAUCGUCGUGACAAUAAAUAGUUUAUUGUAAACAGAGCAAAAUAAAAUAACAAUUUAUAUAUUUCUGAUGAGAAAAUGAGAACAAUGAAUUCCAUAGAACGUUUAUACAGAAAAUUAUAGUACUAAUUUUUACAAGAAAUGUAGAUUGUACGUAACAGAAGUGUGCAUACAAAGACUUGUAUUAAAGUAUAUGUUAUAAUGUGCAAAACAUGUAUCAAGGUAUAUGUUAUUAUGUGAUUGUAA
Molecule: messenger RNA, 1414 nt
Organism: Lactuca sativa (garden lettuce)
Lineage: Eukaryota; Viridiplantae; Streptophyta; Magnoliopsida; Asterales; Asteraceae
Product: staphylococcal-like nuclease CAN1
Biological process (GO): tRNA aminoacylation for protein translation
Cellular component (GO): cytoplasm
Molecular function (GO): ATP binding; aminoacyl-tRNA ligase activity; nucleic acid binding
Source: RefSeq, a predicted model, not a curated record